AUGCUCAAGCUUCUCCUCUUGGUCGUGGCACUCGCCCACGACGGCCGCGCGGCGCUGUUUGAUCAGGAGUCAGAAGACGAGGCCGCGGCGGCGGUGGCGGCGGCGGAAGCGGGUGCGGCGGGAGGGUGGCAGGGGUGGAUGGACGGGGCGGUCGCCAAGGUGAAGGAAGCCCUGCCGGAGCCGAGCGAGGCGAAGAAGAUCCUCCCCCUGGGAUUGAUGCUGUUCUUCAUCCUCUUCGACUACACCAUCCUCCGAGACACAAAGGACGUGCUGGUGGUGACGGCUCCGAGCAGCGGCGCCGAGGUGAUCCCGUUCCUCAAGACGUACGUCAACCUUCCCGGCGCCGUGGCCUUCACGGUCCUGUACUCCAAGCUCUGUAACGCCGCCGAGCAGGAGCGAGUGUUCUACACCGUGAUUGGCUUCUUCCUGUCCUUCUUCGCCGUCUUCGCGGCCUUCCUCUACCCGAAUCGGGACGUCCUGAGCACCGCCGUCCUGGCGGACUCUAUGCAGGCGUUUCUCCCCCAGGGCCUGUCGGCGCUCUCCAGCAUCGUCAGGAACUGGACAUUCUCGCUGUUCUACCUCAUGUCGGAGCUGUGGGGUUCCGUGGUAGUCAGCGUCUUGUUUUGGGGAUUUGCUAACGAUAUCGUGUCCGUAUCGGAGGCGAAGCGAUUCUACCCUCUCUUCGGGUUGGGCGCCAACCUAACCCUCGUCUUCUCCGGGCGUUACAUGAGGCUGGUGUCCUCGAUCCGGCAGUCCCUUCCCCCAGACGUGGACAAGUGGGGGGUGUCUCUGCAGCUGCUCAUGGGCGCAGUCGUCACGGGUGGGCUGGUCGUGGCCGGGUGUUACCGGUGGAUGCAGGAAAACGUUAUCACGGACCCGGAAUGUGUCGAUGCUGACAGCGCCGCCGGCAUGAAGGAGACGACCAGCCUGACCCUCAAGGAGAGCGCCGCCUUCCUCGGGGCCAAUGACUACCUUCGCGACGUCGCUAUCCUUGUCAUUGCGUACGGCACCAGCAUCAACAUCGUUGAAGUGACGUGGAAGGCGAAGCUGAAGAUGGCUUACCCUGACCCUAACGACUACUCCGCCUUCAUGGGCAACUUCUCGAGCACCACCGGCCUGGUAACGCUGGGCAUGAUGCUCCUGGGCGGGCAGGUUUUCAAGAACUACGGGUGGGGCACGGCAGCGAAGGCGACGCCGGUGGUGCUUCUUUUAACCGGGGUGGGGUUCUUCUCGCUGUCUAUGUUCGGGGAUGCGGCGCCGAUGCAGGAGAUGCUGGGGGCUUUGAGCACCAACCCUCUCACCCUGGCGGUGCUGGCGGGCGCGGCCCAGAACGUGCUGUCCAAGUCUUGCAAGUACUCGCUCUUCGACCCCUGCAAAGAAAUGGCCUACAUUCCCCUGUCCCAGGAGGAGAAGCGUAAGGGCAAGGCUGCCGUCGACGUAAUAGGGAACCCUCUCGGCAAAUCCACAGGCUCAUUCGUCCAGCAGGGACUCUUCUUGGCGACGGGGUCCCUUCAGGCCUCCACACCGUACCUGGCGGGGGUAUUGCUGGCGGUGAUCACCACGUGGCUCUUCGCAGCGGACUCGCUCUCCAAGAAGUUCGAAGCAGCGAUGGAGCUGGUGGGCGAUACCAUAGCGCCACCGGCAUUGGCAUCGGCGUCGGAAGGACCACGAUCACCACCACCGCCUGCUGAUGCCGCGGCAGCAGCAACAACAACAACAACGGCAAGCGCCACCGCCGACGCACAGGCAGCAGGAACAGCAGCGGCAGCGGGUCAGGAGUUGGUGGAAGAGAAGGAGGCGGCAGCGGGGGGUGGGCUGGGGCGAUAAGGACACGAAGCCGAGGCCAAGGCCGCACAGCUGGCCGGGGGGGAGGUGCCCUGGAAAGCGGGAAGAUGGGAGAAGAGUGGGCAGGAAGGCGCGACAGACACUGGAAGGGAGGGGAGAAAUAAUAAGAGGGGGGGGGGGGGGGGUAAAGGAGAGAAAGGAAAACAAAACGUUUUGAUAGAUGGCAUGCGUACCUCGCGGAUGUUGAUCUCACCAGAUAGAUUGGAGAGGAAGGCGAAAUAUGAUGAGGGUGAAGGGGGAGGACUAGAAGGGCGGGAGGGAGUGAUAGUGAGAUUAAACCAACCACGUGCAGGCAAAAGGCGCGCCUCAUGGCGCCUCGUGUGACGCUUCGUGUGAGAAAACAGAGUACUUGCAUUUUGGUGCGAACCACCAGUGCGCCGCCCCUCCUUCCCCCUGCUGCGGGUUGUCCGAAGCGUGUCACAUCCUUCAAGUAGGAUGCCACACUGCUGUACAUGUUCUUCUCAACAGUCCAGUGAACAGAAGUUAUGAUGAGCUUUUUCUCUUGUCUGAGCUCUGAGAGCAUGGUGUAUUCUUUGAUUGAUUUCCCGGAUGAACCAAGGGGUAGGCGUCGCGGUGACGCUUGUCUGCUCGGUUGGUGGUGCACGAUCCUUGUUAUUUAGAGUGUCAGCGUUGUCUAUCCUAUUUUAGCUGCAAGCUAUGUAUGUAGAGCGAGACGCGGGCGGAAGGGUGUGGCCUCGAGGCGCUUUGCAGACACACGUACGACCAUCAGCACAAUACAAGUAGUCCAAUACAUGGAGUGCACAGACACAAACGAGUGGGUUGUAGAGCAUACCGUCCGAAAGAUAACACGGAGCGAGAAGUCGUACCAUAGGCAUAGACAGAGCGGGAGGCGCACCUUAGACGACGCUGCAGCGGUGACGCUUUCCCGUCCAUAGACAACGAAAUUCGACCAACAGAGCGGGUAGAGGCAAGGGUCUGUCUGCGGAGGCUGUGCGUGAGGGGUGUGGGGUUAGGGGUGCGGGUCGUUGGUUUGUUGUGUAUGUGCUGGUUGUUUUCUGUCGUUGGCGUCAUCGACAAAUGAGGGCGUGACGAGGUUGGAAGACCGACUGCUGUGUGUGAUAAUUUCACGUGCCCGUUCAAAACUCGCCCAGCUUUUGGUGACUCGCGUGUUUAAAGACCCUGAGUGUGUCAUAGA
Molecule: messenger RNA, 3001 nt
Organism: Ectocarpus siliculosus
Lineage: Eukaryota; Phaeophyceae; Ectocarpales; Ectocarpaceae
Source: the annotation of a GenBank genome assembly